Penicillium angulare is the source of this 852-nucleotide messenger RNA. RefSeq names its product putative ABC transporter. The transcript has 2 exons. The coding region runs from base 1 to 852 and encodes 283 amino acids. The record is from RefSeq and is a predicted model, not a curated record. NCBI's taxonomy places the organism in Eukaryota, Fungi, Ascomycota, Eurotiomycetes, Eurotiales, Aspergillaceae. Gene Ontology annotation, molecular function: ATP hydrolysis activity; ATP binding.
AUGACCGAACUCCUGGACAACACUCCCCCUGCUAUUGAGGUGCAAAACCUCUCUUACAAGUUCCAAGAUGGCUCUAAUGGACUGGAAGACGUGCUAUUGAGUCUCCCCCCUAACAGCCGGACCUUACUCAUCGGCGCAAAUGGAGCGGGAAAGACUACACUGCUGCGUCUUGUCUCUGGCAAACGUCUGGCCCCUAACAACACCAUCUCAAUUGGGGGCAAAGAUCCGUUCAAAGACAGCUUAGAGGGCGUCACUUAUCUCGGAGUCGAGUGGGUACUAAACGCCAUUGUGCGUACUGACAUCGAUGUCCCUACUUUGCUCGCCUCCGUAGGCGGAAAUGCUUACCCGGAGCGCCGUGAUGAGCUCGUCGACAUCCUGGACAUUGAUCUACGUUGGCGCAUGCAUGCUGUGUCAGACGGUGAACGUCGGCGUGUUCAGUUGGCCAUGGGCUUGCUACGUCCUUGGAAGAUCCUACUCCUAGACGAGAUCACCGUGGACCUGGACCUGCUUUCCCGCAGCAACUUCCUUGCGUUCCUGAAACGUGAAACAGAGUCCCGUCCUUGUACCAUCGUCUACGCUACUCAUAUUCUUGACAAUCUUGCACAGUGGCCUACUCACCUGGUGCACAUGCAUCUGGGUAAGGUCAAGACUUGGGGCCCCGUGGAACAAUUCCAUGACCAGGUUGCAGAAUGGACAUCCGAAAAUAGUCGCCUUGGCGAAUUGGUUCUCAAAUGGCUGAAAGAGGAUCUUGAUGCCCGAGGACCACGGAAUGGUCGGGGUAACCAGGCCAAAACGUACGAUGCCGGCGGCAUCGGAGGAUACGGACUUGAGACAUAUAACAAAAAGGCCUAA